GCUCUUUCACUGUGGACUCUGUCCAGGGCGAGCUAGGGUUUUUGCGGACGCACUCUGCUUCGCUCAUGGAUGUGGAGUCUGGCGAAGGCGCUACAGGCCUCAUGUGGUCGCGCCUCCUCACCACCGAUUCGCCUCUCUCCGACGAUGCUGCUGGAGCUGUGGCAGCCGACGAGUGGAAUGCCGCGAAUGAAGCUUCCAGCGUCGUCGAGAGCUUGGAUUACGAGGUCAUUGAGAGCGUCGCAUACCGUGACGAUCAGGCGAUGAAGGGCUGGUGGCAGCUGGGAUCGUAUGUGACAUUGAAGUGGCUGUUUGCUCUAUUUAUCGGUGUAGGGACUGGCCUCUCAGCUUUCGCGAUCAAUGUCGCUGUAGAGAAUUUCUCGGGGUGGAAGUUCCUCGCUACAUUUGCGAUAAUGAGGCAUUCCUAUCUUGCAGGCUUUGUCAUCUAUGCCUUGUUCAACGUUGCGUUGGUCUUCUCCUCCGUGUACAUUGUCACAAGCUUUGCUCCAGCUGCGGCUGGAUCUGGCAUUCCAGAACUAAAAGGAUAUCUAAACGGCAUAGAUACGCCAGGAAUUCUUUUGUUCCGAACUCUUGUCGGAAAAAUACUUGGAAGCAUUGGUUCUGUUGGGGGAGGAUUAGCUCUGGGUAAAGAGGGGCCUCUCGUGCACACGGGUGCUUGCAUUGCCUCACUGAUCGGACAGGGAGGCUCUACCAAAUAUUAUCUCAACUCGAGAUGGAUCAGAAUGUUUAAGAACGAUCGGGACAGACGUGAUCUUGUGACGUGUGGAUGUGCUGCUGGUGUAUCUGCAGCAUUUAGAGCUCCAGUAGGAGGAGUGCUUUUCGCUCUUGAAGAAGUUACGUCAUGGUGGCGGAGUCAAUUGCUUUGGCGCGUCUUUUUUACCUCUGCUAUAGUUGCUGUUAUGGUUCGAACUGCAAUGGGAUGGUGUACUCAUGGAAAUUGUGGUCAUUUUGGCUCUGGUGGCUUUAUUAUAUGGGAUACAUCUGGUGGUCAAGAAGAUUACUCAUUUUACGAACUCUGGCCAAUGGCACUACUUGGCGUUAUAGGAGGAUUGCUAGGCGCACUCUUCAAUCAACUAACUUAUAUGCUUUCUUCAUAUCGUCGGAAUGUGCUACACAAGAGAGGAAAUCGUGUGAAGAUUAUUGAGGUCUGCGUGGUGUCUUUGAUUACGUCUGUGCUGUCCUUUGGUAUACCUCUGCUGAACAAGUGCACUCCAUGCCCCGAUCCUGUUAAAUAUCCGGACAUUGUUUGCCCUCGACCUCAGCAACAUUAUGGAAAUUAUGUUCUUUUUAACUGUCCUAAAGAUUCCCAAUACAAUGAUCUUGCAACGAUUUUUUUCAAUACUCCCGACGAUGCCAUUCGCAACCUGUUUAGUACGAAGACUGUUCACGAGUACAGUGCCCGUAGUUUACUUACGUUCCUGGCUUUGUUCUUCUUUCUUGCUACUAUAACUUACGGAACAGCUGUUCCUGCCGGCCAAUUCGUUCCCGGAAUAAUGAUAGGAGCUACUUAUGGACGCCUUGUGGGAAUGCUUGUAGUCAAUCUGUAUAAGAAAGACGGAAUUGACGAGGGAACAUAUGCUUUGUUGGGAGCAGCUUCUUUUCUUGGUGGUUCCAUGCGGAUGACUGUAUCGUUGUGUGUGAUCAUGGUAGAGAUCACAAACAACCUGCAGCUCCUGCCAUUGAUAAUGCUUGUGCUGCUUAUAUCAAAGGCUGUUGGAGAUGCCUUUAAUAUGGGAUUUUAUGAGCAACAAGCGUAUCUACGACAAAUACCCCUUCUUGAAUCUCGCCCCAAACGAUUUCUGAGAAAACUGUCUGCCAAGGAUGCUCUUCACACUAGCAAGGUCGUCAGUUUCCCUCGAGUUUCAAAAGUGGGCUCUAUUGUUUCAGUUUUACGUAGCGUCAGUCACAAUGGAUUUCCGGUAAUAGAGCAACUUCAAAACGGGGAAACGGCAGUUAUUGGCCUCGUACUGCGGAGCCACUUGUUGGUGGUGUUGCAAACUAAAGCAGAUUUUCAACACGGUCCGACUCCCGGACAUGAAAAUCGUACCAAAAACAAGUAUAGCGUCACAGAUUUUGUAAAGCCCGUGUCUAGCAAGGGUCUGUCAAUAUUCGACGUCAAUCUCACAGCGGUAGAAAUGGAGAUGUAUUUGGAUUUACAACCGUUUGUAAAUCCCUCGCCUUACAUAGUUUCCGAGGACAUGUCCCUCACGAAGGUCUACAACCUGUUUCGACAGCUGGGACUUCGUCACGUCUGUGUUGUACCCCGGCCUUCUAGGAUACUCGGUGUAAUCACCCGCAAGGACUUACUUCCAGAGAGCUUGGAAAGUGAAUCUUCCGCCAGGAAAAGAUACAAAACGCCCGAGAUGGAGCUCCUGGAGAGCGCAUUAUAAAGUAUGAGACGAAGGGAGACCUCCUCGUCUCUCCUUGUACAUUUUUAUACUGGACACCAGAUUUUGCCUAUCAAUGCAAUCGAUCACACUGCGCACUAAUCUGGAAGCUCCAACCGAUCCUCUAGCAAAAACCAAAGUAUCAGACGCAAACUUUUUUGUGAAUUCCUCACACCAUGAUGGUCAUGUAGUCAAUUUAAGAUUAUCAGAUUAAUAUUUGUGA
Messenger RNA from Selaginella moellendorffii, 2628 nucleotides. RefSeq names its product chloride channel protein CLC-d. The coding region runs from base 66 to 2408 and encodes 780 amino acids. Gene Ontology annotation, biological process: chloride transport; transmembrane transport. The record is from RefSeq and is a predicted model, not a curated record. Gene Ontology annotation, molecular function: voltage-gated chloride channel activity. NCBI's taxonomy places the organism in Eukaryota, Viridiplantae, Streptophyta, Lycopodiopsida, Selaginellales, Selaginellaceae. The transcript has 23 exons. Gene Ontology annotation, cellular component: intracellular membrane-bounded organelle; membrane.